Molecule: messenger RNA, 2588 nt
Organism: Elaeis guineensis (African oil palm)
Lineage: Eukaryota; Viridiplantae; Streptophyta; Magnoliopsida; Arecales; Arecaceae
Biological process (GO): glucosylceramide biosynthetic process
Cellular component (GO): membrane
Molecular function (GO): ceramide glucosyltransferase activity
Source: RefSeq, a predicted model, not a curated record
ACCACGAGCCUGCAACGGUCUCUCCUCCUCUCCCUCCCCUCCCCGGUCUCUCCGUUUAUCCUAUAGCAAACGCUACGCGUCCCACAAACCUACCCCAAAGAAUCCGAGUACUAGAAUUACUCAUGUCAUCCUGAGACUAGAAUUACUCAUUUCAUCCUGAGAUGAGAUGAAUCGAGAGAAAAACUGGGUUUGGGCAUUUCAGGGAAGCUGUGGGGUAAGAGAUCCGGGGUCGAGCUUCCUUCGCUUCACCCCCUUCUCCCUCUCUUUCUCUCUCUCGUCCAUGGAGGUGUGAAGGCGUUGGGGUGGUGGCUAGGGUUCAUAAUCUCGGCGAAAUCGGGAGUGAAGGGAGGAGGAAAUGGCGGCAUUGGAGGGUCUGGAUGCGUUCUUGGCGGCGGCGAGUGGAGCUUGUUGUAGCCGUCUUGCCAUCUUCAUCCAGAUCCAGGGGUGCAUUAUCUGUUUGACCCUUGCUAUUGGAUGGAGUUUUGCUGCCUAUGUCAGGAGUAGAGUGAUACGGUCAAUGAAGCACAACAUGGAAGGUGGUAAUAAUUUUGCUUUUAUCUGUGAAGAUAUUAAUGAUCUUGAGCACUCUGCUCAGUUGAACUUGCCUGGGGUGUCGGUUGUCAUGCCUUUGAAGGGCUUUGGACAACAUAAUUUGCAGAAUUGGAGAAGUCAAAUUACUUCUCUUUAUGGAGGACCUCUGGAGUUCCUUUUUGUAGUUGAAAGCACUAGAGAUCCAGCUUACCAUGCUGUAUCCAAGCUGAUCUCUGAGUAUGAGGACAGUGUUGAUGUGAAGAUUCUAGUAGCUGGAUUGUCAACAACCUGCAGUCAGAAAAUUCAUAAUCAGCUAGUUGGUGUUGAAAAGAUGCAUAAAGACAGCAAGUAUGUUUUGUUUCUGGAUGAUGAUGUUAGGCUGCAUCCAGGGUCAAUUGGGGCCCUUACAAGAGAAAUGGAAAAGAAUCCUGAGAUAUUUAUUCAAACUGGAUACCCUCUUGAUUUGCCUUCUGGAAGCUUAGGGAGUUAUUGCAUAUAUGAAUAUCAUAUGCCAUGUUCAAUGGGAUUUGCAACUGGUGGAAAGACUUUCUUUUUGUGGGGAGGCUGCAUGAUGAUGCAUGCUGAAGAUUUUAGAAAGGACUUAUAUGGUGUUGUUAGUGGACUUCGAGAUGGUGGAUACUCAGAUGAUAUGACCCUAGCAGCGAUAGCUGGGAAACAUAAGAGGCUUAUUAGUUCACCACCAGUAGCUGUCUUUCCUCAUCCUCUUGCAAGUGAUCUUAGCUUUCCAAGAUAUUGGAAUUACCUAAGGAAGCAAACCUUCGUUCUGGAGUCCUACAUAUCUAGAGUUAACUGGCUGAUGAACCGUGCACUGUUUUCUUCACACUGCUAUUUAUCCUGGUCAUUUGUUUUGCCAUACUUUAUGGCAUUGAUACAUCUUGCAACGGCUUUAAGAGCACCAUUUCAUGACUCUCUUUUGAAGGAAACAUCUUGCUCAUCAUGUGGUCUUACGCUAGCUGGCUGCUUGUUUAUAUGCACUAUUCUAGAACUUGCUUCAAUGUGGAACUUGACGAAGGUGGAGAUCUAUUUGUGCAACUUGUUAUCUCCAGAGGGCCCAAGUGUCUCACUUGGUUCAUAUAACUGGGGACUUGUGUUUAUCGCUAUGCUGGUAGACAACUUCUUAUACCCCAUCUCUGCAAUGCGUUCUCAUUUUACACAGUCUAUAAACUGGUCUGGUAUUCGGUACCACUUGAAACAUGGAAAAAUUAGCAAGAUUGAAAGAUCCAAGGAAUAUGGUCCAAAUUUGACCGACCUUGGAGGAAAGCAUCUCUAUUGGAAAAGGCUAUGCCCUCCUAAAGCUUCAUUCCUUAGCUCUUUGUCAAGAAGUCUGGCACAGUGGCACCAACCAAAGAAGUAUGAUAGCUAGAAGCCUCAAUAUGCAGCGGAAAUCAUAGGAGAGUCUCCAUUCAUUUCUCUUCCAGCAUCACAGUGUAUUUUUCCUUCAUUCUAAUUUCUCGGAAUUGCAUUCAAUCAAUUGAUUCUUACAGUGCUUGAUUUGGUUCACUGCAUCUGUUUGUACUGCUAGUCUUCUGUAACAUGAUACAUAUAUUCUCACAUUUUCAUGUGAACCGUUGCAUUUCACUCGCGCGUGCUCCCACUGCAUCCUGAUGCCAAUAAACCCUUACAAGUACUGCAUGACCGUUGAACUCGGCUCUCUUCUCCUUGAGAACCUGCUACAUGCCUCAUGAUUCAUGUGACUAUGAUGAGGCAUCUGACGGCGUGACCUGGGUUGAGCUUGUUUUGAUCUCCAGUGUCUUGUGUACCGCAGUGGCUCCUCACCUCAGAGCAUUGGAGGGGUUCGUUGGCAAGCUGGAGAAGACUGUACUGUUAUCCUCACCAAAAGUGGAGGCGUUUCUUCUCUUCUGUUGCCUAUGUUGCAAUUCUCAGUGAAUUCCUUGUUAUCUCUCUCAAUUUAUGUUGUUUUUGUUCAUUAAAAUACAACGCUUCAAUUUGAUUCUUUUUACCCUUUUAGAUAACGGAUGUUGGUUAACGGUGAUGGGAAGGGCCUUUUAAGAAUGCAAAACUAAAUACUGAUUUUU